UGCCCUGGAGGACGUAUGCCAGGGAAACGGGCCACACGAGGGCAGGAACGGAGCGCGCUGCUUCGGAAAUGGUAUGACCUGAUGAUGCAACACAAGGAGGACCUGGCCAGGAUCAUCACAGCCGAGAGCGGGAAGCCGCUGAAGGAGGCGCAGGGGGAGGUUCUGUACUCCGCCCAGUUCCUGGAGUGGUUUUCGGAGGAAGCGCGCCGCAUCUACGGGGACGUCAUCAGCACCGCCUCCCGGGAGAAGCGGGCCCUGGUGCUCAAGCAGCCAGUCGGAGUGGCUGCCGUCAUCACCCCGGUACGUGGGGGCAUCGGCCGGGGUGUCAGUGCACACUGGGGCGGCGCCCGACGUCUGUGGGCUGCCCUAAAAAUGCCAUCUGCAUCGUUUUUAUCAAAGGGGCAGACCUGGUCAGAUGGCGACACCUGGGCGUUUGCUCCCGCCCCCUCCCUUCUCCAGGUCCGUCCGCGGCAGCUCGCCAACCAGGCUGGGAUCCCCCCCGGGGCCUACAACGUGGUGCCCUGCUCCCGGAGGAGGGCCCAGGAGGUGGGGGAGGCGCUUUGCACCGACCCGCUCGUGUCCAAGAUCUCCUUCACCGGCUCCACGGCCACCGGGAAGGCGCUGCUGCACCAUGCGGCCAACUCCGUGAAGAGGGUGUCCAUGGAGCUGGGCGGCCUCGCCCCGUUCAUCGUGUUUGACAGCGCCAACGUGGACCAGGCCGUGGCGGGGGCCAUGGCCUCGAAAUUCAGGAACUCGGGACAGACCUGUGUGUGCUCCAACCGGUUCCUGGUGCAGAGCGGGAUCCACGACGCCUUCGUGAGGAAGCUGGCGGAGGCGAUGAGGGCCAGCCUGCGCGUGGGGAACGGGUUUGAGGAGGGGACGACUCAAGGCCCGCUGAUCAACGAGAAGGCGGUGGAAAAGGUGGAGACGCACGUGAGCGACGCGCUGGCCAAAGGGGCCACCCUCGUGACCGGCGGGAAGCGGCACCAACUUGGGAACAACUUCUUUGAGCCCACGCUGCUCAGCAACGUCACGAGGGACAUGCUUUGCGCGCGGGAGGAGACCUUCGGGCCCCUGGCCCCUGUCAUCAAGUUCCACACAGAGGAGGAGGCGCUGGCGAUCGCGAACGCAGCCGAUGUGGGGUUAGCAGGCUACUUCUACUCGCAGGACCCCGCCCAGAUCUGGCGGGUGGCGGAGCGGCUGGAGGUGGGCAUGGUGGGCGUCAACGAAGGGCUGCUCUCGGCCGUGGAGUGCCCGUUCGGCGGCGUGAAGCAGUCAGGCCUCGGGCGCGAGGGCUCCAAGUACGGCAUCGACGAGUACCUGGAGGUCAAGUACGUGUGCCUCGGCGGCUUGUAGGGUCCGUGUGCUGUAGGAAAUAAAGGAGCUCGCCUGCGCCUGUGGCACACGCCACCUGCAAAUGCACCCACAGGCGUCUGAACUACA
Myotis brandtii (Brandt's bat) is the source of this 1443-nucleotide messenger RNA. RefSeq names its product aldehyde dehydrogenase 5 family, member A1 (gene ALDH5A1). The record is from RefSeq and is a predicted model, not a curated record. Bases 16 to 1356 code for a protein of 446 amino acids. The transcript has 10 exons. Gene Ontology annotation, molecular function: succinate-semialdehyde dehydrogenase (NAD+) activity. NCBI's taxonomy places the organism in Eukaryota, Metazoa, Chordata, Mammalia, Chiroptera, Vespertilionidae.